Messenger RNA from Populus nigra (black poplar), 2641 nucleotides. Its product is annotated as carbon catabolite repressor protein 4 homolog 6. The transcript is spliced from 14 exons. The record is from RefSeq and is a predicted model, not a curated record. NCBI's taxonomy places the organism in Eukaryota, Viridiplantae, Streptophyta, Magnoliopsida, Malpighiales, Salicaceae. The coding region runs from base 78 to 2450 and encodes 790 amino acids. Gene Ontology annotation, molecular function: 3'-5'-RNA exonuclease activity.
UUAAUAUAAAAAAUAAAAUUUUGAACACUUGCGCGACAAAAGUCGAACACAGUUUCCCACGGUGGCUCUCUCCGUCCAUGAAGCGCUCUGCUCCUCCUGUCCAAUUCCUCGCCGCCGCUUUCGCCGUUGAUUCCGCCUCCAUGUAUUCUCGCCGCCCUCCGUACCGUGGCAGUAAUAACAGAAAUCAGUGGGGAAGAACCUUUUCGAACGGUCCGUAUACAGAAGACUCCAAUUUAGGGUUCCUCCAAGGAGAAGCAAACCACAACUUCACUCCACGACCUUCGCCACCGCCUCCUCCGCGUUAUUAUCAAAAUCAACAAUUUCGCCAACCACCACCACCACAACCGUCCGAUCAAAACCGGAUAUUCUGGUAUUCUCCACCGUUCAAUCAAAAUCACAAUCGACAGUUCUUCAACCAGAAUCACAGGCUGCAGAGGCCUGCUAAGCCGUUGGAUUAUAGGAAUUGGGAGUAUGCCAAAACGGCGCCUCCUCGUGACUCUGAAAGAUUUAUAGUUCUUUCUUAUAAUAUAUUAGCUGAUUAUCUAGCAAUCAAUCACAGAAGCAAACUUUAUUAUCAUAUACCACGGCAUAUGUUAGAUUGGGAAUGGCGAAAGAGGAGUAUAAUUUUCGAGCUUGGUUUAUGGUCUGCUGAUAUAAUGUGUUUUCAGGAGGUUGAUAGGUUUGGGGACUUGGAAGAGGUGUUGAAGGUCCGGGGAUACAGUGGAAUUUGGAAGAUGCGGACUGGCAAUGCAAUUGAUGGUUGUGCAAUCUUUUGGAGAACAUCGAGGUUCAGAUUGGUCCAUGAAGAAUCAAUUGAGUUUAAUAAACAUGGACUUCGGGAUAAUGUUGCUCAGAUAUGUGUGCUAGAGCAGUUAAUAAGACAAGACAACACUGCAGACACAUCAACUCUACCUACAAGCUCAACCAUUUCUAAUAAAGUUCUCAUAUGUAACAUUCAUGUGCUUUACAAUCCCAAAAGAGGAGAUAUUAAGCUCGGUCAGGUCAGGAUGCUUCUAGAUAGGGCUCAUGCUGUUUCAAAAACCUGGAAUGAUGCCCCGGUUAUUCUUUGUGGCGAUUUUAAUUGUACUCCAAAGAGCCCGUUGUACAACUUCAUUUCAGAACAGAAGUUGGAUUUCUCAGGAAUUGAUAGGGGUAAAGUAUCAGGACAAGCUUCUGCUGAAAUAUGCAAUUCUAGGCCAUAUAAUUUUGGUCGUAAUCCUAAUGCUAGUCCUGGGCCUGCAAACUAUUGCAGGACUCAGUCCUCUGAUAAUUCGGUUCAAGCUCCAUUAAUGGUAGAUAGCAAGCAGAGUGAUACACUCCCAAACACGCAGAAGCAGAAUAACCAACAUGAGAGGCUGGGAGAUGUUGCUUCUGUUAAGGACUACUCUCAGCCCAAACAUACAAGGACUGUGCUGAAUGCUUUGGAUGUGAGUGUAGGUAGUGAACUGUGUGUUGAAGAGAGAGAACUGUACAAAGCAGUCGAGCAAGGCUCAACAAUAUUUCAUGGUGAGGGCAAGUUACCUGUUGAUCAAAUGAGUGAUGAGAUGAACAAAUCAAUUCCUCCACUGACCUCCCAUCCUGAAGAUGCCUAUUCUGACAAGAGGGAACAACGAGAAGGAGGAAAUUCUACUUCUCUUCUUAAUCAAGUAUCAUCAUGUGAGCAUUCAUCACAUACAAAUACAGAAAAUAUAAGGGAAAAGUCUGAUGAUCAUGAAGUCUCUACUUCAGCACAUCCUUCAUCUCAGCCAAUUGUUGAUGACGAGAAAACUGACCUUUCACCCUCCUAUCAAGUCAACAUCUCAGAUGCUUCGGUUAGUUAUGUAGAUGAUAAGCUACUGGAGGAUGUUUCUCUUCAGGAUCUAAAUGACUUGUUUCCAGAAAGUAGAACAAUAGGGGAAGACCAAAGUACUUUUUUAUCUGCGCUACAUGGAGUGGAGGGCUCAUUGUCACACGACCCUAAUUAUUCCCCAAAAGGACUUGCAUCUGAUCUAAAUGACUCUCAGUUGGAUUCACCUGAUGACAAAGUUCUGGAUGAUUUUCCUCUGGGACUUGAUUCUGAGGGUGCUGGUGUGGGGAAAACUGCAGACGAUCCAUCAUUAUGGACCCCCAUGGAAAUAGUGACUGCUACAGGCAAUGUAGACUGCAUGUUUGUGGAACAUCCGCUAAAGCUCAAAAGCACAUAUACACAAGUUGAGGACUGUUAUGGGACAAGAGACUCAAAUGGAGAACCCUUGGUGACCAGCUACAACAGGUGUUUCUUCGGCACAGUUGAUUAUAUAUGGUAUUCGGAAGGUCUCCAGACUGUCAAGGUGCUUGCUCCAAUGGCAAAACAUGCUAUGCAAUGGACAGCAGGAUUCCCGACAAAGAAAUGGGGUAGUGAUCACAUUGCAUUGGCUUCUGAAUUUGCAUUUACAAAAGAUGCGAGCAACAAUAACAUAGAAGUUCAAUAGCACAGAAAUGGGCUUGUGUGGUUGCAGUCUAAAGAAGCUCAGAAAUACAAUUUCAGCUCUCGGCUUAUAGUCUUCCUUCGGCAUUUGUAAAUUAUAGCACUUCAUGAGGUUCGAGCUGCUCUCUUGUGAAGCAUUACUCUCUUGUACUUCUCUGUAUUUUGUUUUUUAGUCCAAGAUUUGAUUUUUAGUCA